This is a messenger RNA of Trichogramma pretiosum, 714 nucleotides long. RefSeq names its product POU domain, class 4, transcription factor 2-like. The record is from RefSeq and is a predicted model, not a curated record. Bases 313 to 714 code for a protein of 133 amino acids. The transcript is spliced from 4 exons. NCBI's taxonomy places the organism in Eukaryota, Metazoa, Arthropoda, Insecta, Hymenoptera, Trichogrammatidae.
GAUAAAAUAAUAUAACAUCUCAAAUUAGUUGAUAUUUUAAAAAUCCCAACAGCCUUAGGUUUGUAGGUGCGGUGUGUUGCAUGUAGUUCACCUUUGUUAUUCCAACAGUGUUUUGAUAAAAGUGCGCGUUAAGUAUACAAUAACCUGGAUACAUACGUGUAAAUUAACGAUGCAGUUACGAACAUAGUGCAAACAACUCCUACCAAUGUAAAUGUAUACAUCUGCACUUUUUCGAAAAUUUGAACUGCGACUUUGCCAAUAGUAAACAGACCCUAGUACCAGAAGUAACGUUUCGAAGUGGAGGGCUGGCUAAUGCACCGGAGCAGCUGCGCCGGGCCCGGCGGCUCUGGCAGCAGCAACACCAACAUUGGUGGCUCGGUGAAUGACUUCGAACAUCACCGUCAUCACCAUCAUCAUCAUCAUCACGUCGCGACAGCUAUGACGAAUUCGGCGGCUUUUCACUGGGGGGCAGUUCUGGCCGGGGGUAUGAUGCAGCCACCAUCGGGUGCUGAAUAUGCACCAGCGCCAGCUCAUCACCCGGCCUCCGGCGCAGGUCAUACCUCUAUGCCCAUAGAUCUGCACGUCUCUCAAGCAUUUCCUUAUUACAGAUAUCGCGACGAUGCGCUCUGCUGGACAGAUCGGAAACCGUCAAUGGAUGAUGUUGGCAAUCCAAAUUCAGUCAAUGCACGGUCAACCAUCUCACCUUACAUCUAA